Messenger RNA from Ostreobium quekettii, 1137 nucleotides. The record is from the annotation of a GenBank genome assembly. NCBI's taxonomy places the organism in Eukaryota, Viridiplantae, Chlorophyta, Ulvophyceae, Bryopsidales, Ostreobiaceae.
AUGACAUCCGACGGCGACCUUGGGGACAACCGCGUGCCGUGCGACGCGGAGGAGGGGGGGCCUGGUCUGCGGCAUGUCGAGCUGGGAGUGGAGGUGGAGCCGCUGGAGGGAAGCGCUCUCGGGAAGGGGGCUUUCGGGAUGGUAAGGAAGGCGCGGUGGAUUGACGGCGAGGGGCGGGGGCGCCUGGUCGCGGUGAAGUACGCCAACGAGCUAACGGAGGCCAGCGCCCGGCGGUCUCUGGAGAACGAGCUCAAGGUGUUCGACGCGCUGCCGGCCCACCCGCACAUAAUCAGAUGCUUCGGCGGCAAGCUGGGGGAAGGGACGGCCGCCGGGCCUGGCGCGGAUUCCGAAAGGUGCGCGGGGGAUGAUUUCUACAUCGUGUUGGAGCUGAUGGACAUGAACUUGGACGAGCUGAUUCGCUCCCCCGAGCACGCCCACCGCUGCACGUAUGCUGGCCUGCUGGACGUCUUUGAACAGGUAGCCGACGGCCUGGAGCACCUGCACGCCCACAACAUCAUUCACUACGACAUGAAGCCGGGGAACGUGCUGCUCAGCCGGGACCUCCGCGUGAAGCUGGCGGACUUUGGCCUGUCGAAGAUGAAGCUGCGGAGGUCCACUGCGGCCAGCUGCAAGGGGCAGUUCGGUUACAUGGCUCCGGAGGUGGCCCUCAGCCUCAACGUGCGGGGGCUGAGGGUGACCGACAAGGUGGACGUGUUCUCCCUGGGGGUCAUGAUGUGGGAGUGCGUCAGCGGCAAGCGGCGGCCAUCCCUGCAGAGCCAGUCCAUGGGCACCAGGGACUCCUGCAUGAGCUUUGGCUCCUCCUGCGACGAAGUGUGCCUCGGGAACUCAAAGUACACGCUGGGCUUGGACUGCCCCAAGAGCCUGGUGCAGCUGAUCGAGCAAUGCGUGGAGCUGCAGCCCGACAACCGCCCAUCGUCCAUGGAAGUCAGGACCAGGUUGGGGGAGCUGAAGAGGGAGCCUUGGGCACAAGGGCACCCCUGGGGCGACGACCUGGCCAGCCAGGAAGACUUGCAGGCUGGAACGAAAACGGGCCAUUUCGUCGACGAUUCGGCCUGGGAGAGUCGUCAUUUGAUUGUGCCCCCAGUGAGUGGCCCAUGCAAAGACAUCAGUGUUUAG